This is a messenger RNA of Pieris macdunnoughi, 555 nucleotides long. The record is from the annotation of a GenBank genome assembly. NCBI's taxonomy places the organism in Eukaryota, Metazoa, Arthropoda, Insecta, Lepidoptera, Pieridae.
AUGAAAUCUGCAGUUUUCUGUUAUAUACUGAAUUUUGAUGUCUCGCAGCACCCGCCUUCGCCUUCUGACACAGCCUCAGUUGGGGCUCAGACGUCUUUUGGGCGACCACGUCAAUCUUCAUUUCAUUUUGCGUCUCAUAUCGUGCAACUGCUUUUUUUAACUGUAUCGUGUUUUUGUUUUAGCAAGCUCAAAAGGCAAGGCAGCAUGUGGCGCCAACUUUGCCUUUCGGCGCUGGUUAUAACCGUUCUCUGUGCUUCGGACCAUAAUCGAGAGGAUCGUCAGCCGCGUUCAGCCGACACUUUCUGGAUCAGCGGUCGUUAUGGACGCUCCCUUCGUGGACCGGCUGAAGCUGUGACGAAUAACAGGGUGGUCCGUCACGCAGAGGUGGAUGCAGACCAACAGAAAAGUAAUAGGUUCUUCUUGACGAAUCGUUACGGGAAGAGAGCUGGGCCGUUGAGUGACAGAUUGGCCAACCGAAUGAACGAUCGCUUCGGGGACAGGUGGAAAAAACAAAUUGUAUGCGACUGCGUUCCCAGAGAGCAUUAUAAAAGGUAG